This is a messenger RNA of Akanthomyces muscarius, 1380 nucleotides long. RefSeq lists its product as uncharacterized. The record is from RefSeq and is a predicted model, not a curated record. Gene Ontology annotation, molecular function: acyltransferase activity, transferring groups other than amino-acyl groups. The transcript is spliced from 2 exons. Lineage: Eukaryota; Fungi; Ascomycota; Sordariomycetes; Hypocreales; Cordycipitaceae. Bases 1 to 1380 code for a protein of 459 amino acids.
AUGGCCGCCCGUGAAAAGAUGCCCGCCUACGUCCUCGGCGUCGGCCUCACCGAGUUCAUCAAGCCGCGCGGUCUGCGCGACUACCCCGAGCUGGGCUACGAGGCCGGCAUCAAGGCCAUGCUCGACGCGCAAAUCAACUACGACGACGUCCAGACGGGCAUUGCCGGCUUCAAUUUCGGCGACUCCACCUGCGGCCAGCGCGUCUUUUACCAGUUUGGCAUGACGUCCAUCCCCAUCAUCAACACGGGCAACGCCUGCGCCACGGGUUCCGCGGGCCUCUACCUCGCCCGCACCAUGAUCCAGAGCGGCGCCCUCGACUGCGUCCUCGUCGUUGGCUUCGAGAAGAUGGAGCCGGGCCACAUCAAGGACAAGUGGACGGACCGCGCCAAGGCGACGGAGCUGAGCCGCAAGAUGAUGGAGGACAUGCACGGUCCGGCGCCUGGGCCGCCCAAUGCGCAGUACUUUGGCAAUGCGGGUAGAGAAUACAUGGAAAAAUACGGAGCCAAGGCAGAAGACUUUGCUGAAAUCGCCCGCAUCAGCCACAAGCACUCGCAGCGCAACCCCUACGCACAGUUCCGCCAGGAGUACUCCCUCCAGGAGGUCCUCGACUCGACCAUGAUCUACCCGCCGCUUACCAAGCUCCAGUGCAGCCCGACGAGCGACGGCGCGGGCGCCGCCGUCGUCGUCUCGCAGCGCUUCCUCGACGCGCGGCCGGCGCACCUCCGCGCGCAGGCCGUGCUCAUGGCCGGCCAACAGCUCACGACCGACUCGGCGAGCCUCUACUCGCGCAGCUCCAUCCAGCUCGUCGGCUACGACAUGACGCAGCGGGCCGUCGCGGCCGCCCUGCGCGAGGCCCAGACGUCACUCGACGACAUCAAGGUGUGCGAGCUGCACGACUGCUUCUCGGCCAACGAGCUCAUCCUGCUCGAGAGCAUCGGCUUUAGCGGCGUCGGCAAGGCCCACGAGAUGGUGCGCCGCGGCGACAUCACCUACGGCGGCCGCGUCGUUGUCAACCCCUCGGGCGGACUCAUCUCAAAGGGCCACCCGCUGGGCGCUACGGGCCUGGCGCAGUGCGCCGAGCUGGUCUGGCAGCUGCGCGGCUGGGCCAACAACCGCCUCGUCAAGGACAUUGACGUCGCGCUGCAGCACAACUUGGGCCUUGGUGGCGCUACCGUCGUGACGGUGUAUAAGCGCGCCGACGGCAGGAAGAAUGCUGAGGUGAGCAAUGAAGAAAUUGCCAAGAGCAGCUGGCUGGGAUACAACCCGGCCGUGGAGGCGCGGGGCUUCAGAGAGGCAGAUGCGGCCAAGGUGAGGAGUCGCACUGCGCGGAGCGAGUUUGCGCUGUCGGACACACAAAAGAAGAUUGAGGCGCGGCUGUAG